AGAGGUACUUCCUGAUGGUGGUGGGUCUGUACGCCACAGUGAGGGAAGAGAGUUACCUGCUGAUAGCGUUCAUGUCAGAGAGGAUCGUAGUCAGGGCGUCAAACCCGGGCCAGUUUGAGAACGACAGUGAGGUGUUGUGGCAACGAGGACAGGCUCCGGACGCGGUGGUGUGCCAGGGGAGGGUGGGCAUCAACACAGACACCCCCGAUGAAGCCCUGGUGGUCUGUGGCAACGCUAAGAUCAUGGGGCAGGUUAUGCAUCCCUCCGACCGCCGCGCAAAACACAACAUACAAGAGGUGGAUUCAACAGAACAGUUGAAGAGAAUAUCUCAGAUGAGGAUUGUGGAGUAUGACUACAAGCCUGAGUUCGCCUCAGAGAUGGGGAUCGAUCACAUACAUGAAACGGGCGUCCUAGCCCAGGAGGUGAAGGAGCUGCUGCCCACUGCUGUCAAAGUGGUGGGGGACAUCACCUGCAGCGACGGAGAGAGGAUCCACAACUUCCUCAUGGUGGACAAAGAGCAGAUCUUCAUGGAGAAUGUAGGGGCUGUGAAGCAGCUGUGCAAGGUGACUGACAACCUGGAGAACAGGAUUCAGGAGCUGGAGGUGUGGAACACACGGUCAGCCAAGCUAAAGGACAUGGGCAGCCCUGCUAACAGCAGCAACCCUGCUAACAGCAGCACUAAAGGGAAAAUAAACAGACACAGCAGUGUUCCACCACCACAGAAGCCAACACCUCUCAAAUCUGUCAAGGUGAAGUUCCACCACUGCUUAAAACACAAGUUUGUCCAAGUCAGCAUGAUCAUUCUGGUAGCAACAAUGGCUUUCUGUUCUAUUGCCAUCACAGCUCUCUACAUGCUGACUCUGAGAGACGACGCCGGCAUGCUGCUUCCUGGAAACACCAACGAGACUACUGUGCAUCCUCUCUACACCACAACAGUCAGGACUACCUUAGUCAACCCAACAACCACCCCUGUCCCGUGGACCCCUGAUGUGGACUUCUGUAGCCUGAUCUACUGUGAAGAAGUGUUCUGCUGUCCCACUACAGCCUCCAUGGAUAAUACCAGCACCAUCUCUCCUGCCCUCCUCUCCUCCACUGUAUCUCCCACUACCGGGCCCUCUCUAGCAGAUAAAGGGAAAGACAAAUUUAAUGAAGAAAUCAGAGGUGCCGGAGAUUGGACAAACACAACAAUAAAGUCUUUUGUCAUCAAAGAAAACGAACAGAUCAUUGACUCUCGGUACUGUGAGAGGGGAAGCUGCGGGUCAGGAAACUACUCCUUCCAAAUCCCUAUCAGCAAGUUCGUCCCCACCAACAUGCGUGUCACUGUCCAGAUGAAUACUACAGAGCUGCUGGUUGUCCACCUGUGUCAUAAUGAUGAGACGUUUAAAUGCUCUGCCUUGAUGGACCAUGAUCAAACCAACGAAGAAUACAAUUUCAUGAAUACACAGGGCUACGUCCAUGAAUGGCCUCUGCCAGUGUCUCGAUUCUACAGGAGCUCCUACCACUUCCGCUCAGCAGUGGCUGGACAGGCAGACUGCAAUACCGACCGUGGCUUCAUGGGGGCGCUGUUCACAGACUACCACUUCAACUUCUACCGGAGGUGUGAGUGAGGAAGAAGACCUCGUACUGUAGUUCCUCUGGCAGGCCAAUGACAUGGGUGUCGAUGCUUCUCUUCGUGAUGUAUGGCAACCGGAAUAAUUCAUCCACUUUGUAUUGUUUUUCUAUGAAAUGUCCUGAUUGUUGAUGAGAUCGUUGUAUAUAAUCUCUUUUACAAGGACUGUUAUAAGAGAAUAUUUAUUGAUACAGAAUUACAGUAGAUAAGAGUCAUAUGAGUCACUUUGCCUUGUGACAGUUCUUGCACUAUGUGAAAAGAGAUUGAAUUGGAACAGACCUGAACAGGAUCAUUUUGUUUUCAGUGGAAUGUAAAUGCAGUAUAACAGGUUAUUGAUUGUUCAUUAAACUAUACAUUGAUCAUGUCACACUGUUGGAACACAGGAGGACAGGAUGAGUCCCAAAGUAAAAUAGUACUUCUAUCUCAUACUUGACUAUGUAGGUAGCUAUUACAUUUAUUUCAGAAAGUACUUGUGUUGAAUUCUGUGUUACUGCAUCAUUCCCUGUAAUUACCAGGUAAAUACCAUUGGAAACUGUAAAAUAAAGUACUAAAUUCUC
Messenger RNA from Oncorhynchus tshawytscha (Chinook salmon), 2166 nucleotides. RefSeq names its product myelin regulatory factor-like protein. The transcript is spliced from 16 exons. Gene Ontology annotation, biological process: protein autoprocessing; positive regulation of DNA-templated transcription. The record is from RefSeq and is a predicted model, not a curated record. NCBI's taxonomy places the organism in Eukaryota, Metazoa, Chordata, Actinopteri, Salmoniformes, Salmonidae. Gene Ontology annotation, molecular function: DNA-binding transcription factor activity; sequence-specific DNA binding. Gene Ontology annotation, cellular component: endoplasmic reticulum membrane; nucleus. Bases 15 to 1607 code for a protein of 530 amino acids.